Messenger RNA from Arvicola amphibius (Eurasian water vole), 5054 nucleotides. RefSeq names its product zinc finger protein 431-like. Bases 113 to 1756 code for a protein of 547 amino acids. The transcript has 4 exons. The record is from RefSeq and is a predicted model, not a curated record. NCBI's taxonomy places the organism in Eukaryota, Metazoa, Chordata, Mammalia, Rodentia, Cricetidae. Gene Ontology annotation, molecular function: RNA polymerase II cis-regulatory region sequence-specific DNA binding; DNA-binding transcription factor activity, RNA polymerase II-specific. Gene Ontology annotation, biological process: regulation of transcription by RNA polymerase II. Gene Ontology annotation, cellular component: PcG protein complex; transcription regulator complex.
CCUGGUUCCUGCUUGGUAGUGAAGUGAAAGUGGAGCCAGUCGCGUGUGCUGUUCAACUAAAACGCCUCCUGGGAACUGCGUGGAGCGCUUGGGAAAGCAAGGAAACCGCGGCAUGAAUGCAGUGACCUUUGAUGAUGUGCAUAUUGAUUUCACUUGGGAAGAAUGGACUUUACUGCAUCCUUUCCAGAAGAAUCUCUAUGAAGAUGUUAUGCUGGAGACCUACAGGAACCUCACUAUUAUAGGAUACAGUUGGGAAGACCAUAAUACUGAAAAGCAUUCUCCAUGGUCUAGAAGAUAUGAAAGGCAUGAAAAAAGUCAAAUUGGAGGGAUAUCUUAUGUAUACCCUCAAAGUAUUAAAGCCGUUGCAUGCGACAGUCAUCUUCAAAGUCAGAAAAGAACACAUACUGGAGAGAAAUCCUUUGAAUGUAAUCAGUGUGGUAAAACCUUUGCACGUCACAGUCAUCUUCAAAUGCAUAAAAGAACACAUACUGGAGAAAAACCUUAUGAAUGUACUCAGUGUGGUAAAGCCUUUUCAGGUAUCAGUACUCUUCAUAGACAUAUAAGAACCCAUACUGGAGAGAAACCCUACGAAUGCAAUCAGUGUGGUAAAGCCUUUUCCCGUAACAGUAAUCUUGAAAUACAUAAAAGAAUACAUACUGGAGAGAAACCCUAUGAAUGUACUCAGUGUAGUAAAGUCUUUGUAUGUUACAAUAGUCUUCGAAUACAUGAAAGAAUGCAUACUGGAGAGAAACCCUAUGAAUGUACUCAGUGUGGUAAAACCUUUGCAAGGCACAGUCAUCUUCAAAUGCAUAAAAGAACCCACACUGGAGAAAAACCUUAUGAAUGUACUCAUUGUGGUAAAGCCUUUGCAUAUAUCAGUACUUUUCAUACCCAUAUAAGAACCCAUACUGGAGAGAAACCCUACGAAUGCAAUCAGUGUGGUAAAGCGUUUGCCAGUCACCGAAAUCUUGAAAUACAUAAAAGAAUACAUACUGGAGAGAAACCCUAUGAAUGUAAUCAGUGUGGUAAAGCCUUUGUAUGUUACAAUAGUCUCCAAAUACAUGAAAGAACACAUACUGGAGAGAAACCCUAUGAAUGUGAUCAGUGUGGUAAAGCCUUUGCAUGUCACAGUCAUCUUCAAAUUCAUAAAAGAACACAUACUGGAGAAAAACCUUAUGAAUGUACUCAGUGUGGCAAAGCCUUUUCAGGUAUCAGUACUCUCCGUAGACAUAUAAGAACACAUACUGGAGAGAAACCCUAUGAAUGUAAUCAGUGUGGUAAAGCCUUUGCUCGUCACAGUAAUCUUGAAAUACAUAAAAGAACGCAUACUGGAGAGAAACCCUAUGAAUGUAAUCAGUGUAGUAAAGCCUUUGUAUAUUAUAGUAGUCUCCGAAUACAUAAAAGAAUGCAUACUGGAGAGAAACCCUAUGAAUGUAAUCAGUGUGGUAAAGCCUUUACAUGUCACAGUCAUCUUCAAAUGCAUAAAAGAACACAUACUGGAGAGAAACCCUAUGAAUGUAAUCAGUGUGGUAAAUUCUUUGCAAGUCAGAGUCAUCUUCAGAUUCAUAAAAUAACACAUACUGGAGAGAAACCCUAUAAAUGUACUCAGUGUGAUAAAGCCUUUACAUAUCGCAGUGUUCUUCAAAGGCAUAAAAAAACACAUACUGGAGAGAAACCCUAUCAAUGUAUUCAGUGUUAUAAAGUCUUUGCGUGUAUUGGUACUCUACAAAGGCAUAUAAGAACACAUCCUGGAUAGAAACUCUAUGAAUGUAAUCAGUGUAAGCCUUUACAAGUCAGGAUUAUCUUCUCACUCAUAAAAGAACACAAACUGUAGAAAAACCCUAUAAAUGCACUCAGUGCAGUAAAUCCUUUGUAUAUAACAGCAGUCACUGAAUACAUAAAAAAAAAAAAAACCCAUACUGGAGAGAGAUCCUGUGUGUGUAAUCAGUGUGGUAAAACCUUUGCAUGUAAUAAUCAUCUCAGAUGCAUAAAUGAACACAUACAGGAGAGAAACCGUAUAAAUGUAAUCAGUAUGGUAAAGUCUUUGCAUGUCACAUUGAUAUUCAAAGGCACAAAACACAUACUUGAGAAAAAUCCUUUAAAUGUAAUUAUUGUGGUAAAGUCUUUUGUAAGUCACAGUCAUCUUCAAAACCAAAAGAACGUAUAAUGGAGAGAAACCCUAUGAAUGAAAUCAAUGUAGUAAAGCCUUUGCAUAUCUCAGUUGUCUUCAAAGGCAUAAAAGAACACAUACUGGAGAGAAACCCUAUAAAUGUAAUCAAUGUAAUAAAGCCUUUGGAUAUUGCAGCAUUCUUCAAAGGCAUAGAAUAACACUUGAGAAAAGCACUAUGAAUGUAUUCAGUGUUGUAAUGCCUUUUCAUGUCACUUCAUUUUCAAAUGCAUAAAAGAAGACAUACUAGAGAGAAACCCCAUAAAUAUAAUCAGAUGGUAAAGCCUUGAUGUCAUGGUCACCUUCUGAUGCACAAAAGAGCACAUACUUGACAGAAACCCUAUGAAUGUACUCAGUGUGGUAAAGUCUUGGCAUGCCACAACCAUCUCCUUAUACACACUGGAGAGAAAACCUAUAACUAAUCAGUGUGGUAAAGGUUUGCAUGUAGUAGUUUAUAUCAUCAAAUGUAUAAAAGUACUCUUACUGGAGAGAAACCCUGUGUAUGUAAUCAAUGAUGUAAAGCUUUUGCAUGCCCCAGUCAUCUUGAAAUACAUAACAGACCACAUACCUUAGAGAAACACAUGAAUGUAAUCAGUGUGGUAAAUCAUUUACAUAUCUCAAUGGUCUUCGAAGGCAUGAAAGAACACAUAAUGGAGAGAAAUUCUAUGAAUAUAUUUAGUGUGUUACAGCCUUUUAUGUCACAAUAGCUUUGAAUACAUUAAAGAACCUGUAUUGGCCAGAAACCCAAUGAAUGUACUUACUGUGGUCAAACCUUUGCCUGUCAAAAAGUCUAUAAAAUAAUAAAUAAUAAAUAAAUUAAAUAAAAACAUAAAUUAUGUGGAGAACACACAAUCUGAGCAUUAGCAUGUAUUCACACACUGAGAAUGCCUUAAUAUUCUAUUCAUACUCUGUCUUGAUGUAAUUCAUUAUCAACUCACAGGACAAACUGGAGGACACAUACUCUGUGGAUUACCAUGUUUUCAUUUCACUCACUGAGAAUUUAAUAGUUUACUCAUAUCCUGUUUUGAUGUAAUUCUAUAUCAAAUUACAAUAGACACAUGAACUGCUUGUGAAGGCCCAAAAUUAGAGCCUGUUUUUAUCCUUACAGAUAUUCAGGAUAUCUAAAUGUACUUUUUCUUUCUUUUUUUGUAAUAUGAGGUUACCUGCCAAGUGGUUGCCUUUGGAUACUUGGUCUAGAGUGGCUUUAGUACCUAAGCAGCAUAAUGCUAAUGACUUGAUAUCUCAAAGUGUUAAAGCAAUUGACUUUUCAAGUUGUCUUUUGUAUCAUGUUGAAGUCUUUUUUUUUAUGUUCUCCUUGCUUUUGUAUUAGUGUAUAGCAGUAUAUGGAAAAUUAAACGUGGACAAUUUCAAUAUUCAUUGGAAUGCUCUCCCAGUAUUGUUUAUGGCUUCUCUUUCAUUAAUUUUUAAUCUUCAUAUUUUUUACUAAUAUAUGUAAAUCUCCAUGCCUAUACCCUGGUAAGAGGUGUUUUUGUUUAGGCCAGUUCCUGAUAUAUGGUUCCCAAUGUGGGACAGUCACUGACAUAUUAGUGCCACAAUGUGGGGCUAACCAGUGAACCCUGAAAUGAACAUAAGUGUGGCCAGGUGUACAUAAUAGUAUUUGAGAGAACCCACAAGAAUACUUUGUACCAGAUCCACUGCCACUGAUCUCCCAAGUGGAUGCAUGGGAGCUUUCUCUUGCUUCUGCUGAUACCAAGCUAAUAAACACUCAGUUUCCUCACUAUUCUGUCAAGUUUUCCUCAUGUUUUCUCCCAGAAAUACAAAGAGAAAAGAUGGAGUCUGGGUUGUCUUCACACCACAUGUGACAGACACCUGGCAUUAAAAAUAGAAAACAAAUACUUACAAAUCACUAACAUUCCUAACCUACUCAUUAUUUUACAAGCUCAACAGCACUCACCAUAGCUAAGCAAAUGCCCACAGAUAUCAUUCCUUACCUGGGAGCCAGCACAACAGCAACCUCAUGAUUGGGAAUACACAUGACCAUGCUGUGUCCUGAUGACAAAUGACUCCUUUAAGGGUAUGGUCUGUCAAUGGAGAAGACCUCAAGACAGGACAUGGAAAUCUGUGGGAGCUGGGCACAGUUACUGAACUGACACAUUUCUCUAAGGACUCACUAGGGGUCAGGGUCCCAAGGUGCCUCCUGCCUGACAGGAGGUUGUGAGUACUUUUCUACAAAGAAUAUGCAAGUUUCUUGGGGCCAAAAGGAAAGAGCAUUGGUAUGUGGCAAUUAUGUGUUCCUUGACAUUACCUAGGAAUAUGUGUGUUGCACAAUCUUAGAAGUAUAAACAGGUUAUGGGCACAUUUUCUUCAUCCAGUUCAGUACUACUCAUCACUGAUACCUUUUUGCAAACUGUGUGUAUAAAUAUGGCUGUUGAGGCCAUUAGUGGGCUCAUAUAUGUAUACUUUAUUGCUCACUACUUCACACUGGAGAAUAUUAUGGGGUUCAUCUCUAGAGAAAACUACUUUUCUCACUCUGGGCAGUUAAAAAUUACUGAUAGCUCUUUACCUAGUGACAGGGUUCUACAAGAGCUCCACCAUCCCAAUUGGUAUAUCUAUUUUAUUUUUGUCAUCAUUCAGGUCUUCUUAAGAAGCCAUAUUGUUGAAUUUUUAUGAUCGUAGUUCUUUCGUUUUUAUAAGACACACUCUCAGAGAAGACAUCCUGGUUUCAUUGCUCUUCCAGUAUUUCCACACACUCUUCUGAAUUGUUCUCUGAGCCUGAGGUGUGAAGCUGGUGUUAUAGGUAUAAAGGGUUUAACUUUUUUCUUCUAUCAAUUAAUAUUUUAAUUGUUACACCAAUAUAUAGUUGAUCCAUUUUGAGAUAAUUUUUAUAUCAAGUGAGAGAUCAAGAUUAGUUGCCUUAUUGUUUGUU